Messenger RNA from Elgaria multicarinata webbii, 1584 nucleotides. RefSeq names its product COP9 signalosome subunit 7A (gene COPS7A). The transcript is spliced from 8 exons. Gene Ontology annotation, cellular component: COP9 signalosome. The record is from RefSeq and is a predicted model, not a curated record. Bases 147 to 980 code for a protein of 277 amino acids. Gene Ontology annotation, biological process: COP9 signalosome assembly. Lineage: Eukaryota; Metazoa; Chordata; Lepidosauria; Squamata; Anguidae.
GGGCAGCUGUGACGCCACCAACCCGGAAGCGCUCCGUCUCUUGGCAAGAGGUUUGCCCAGGCUCCUCCAGCUCCCCGCGGGGAAGGGAAGCCCUCAGAUUGUGGGGGCUGCAGCCUCACCCUGGAGCAGACUGAUUCGGUGACCCCAUGGCAACCGAGGUGAAAGUGACUGGGCAGAACCAGGAGCAGUUCCUGCUGCUGGCAAAAUCUGCCCGUGGAGCCGCCCUGGCCAGCCUCAUCCAUCAAGUACUGGAAGCCCCCGGCAUUUAUGUUUUCGGGGAGCUUCUUGACAUGCCCAAUGUUCGAGAGCUAGCUGACAGUGAGUUCUCCCCCGUGUUCCGCCUGCUUACAGUCUUUGCAUAUGGGACGUAUUCAGAUUACCUGGCAGGUGAAGCCGGGAAUCUGCCCCCCUUAACAGAGGCUCAGAAGAACAAACUACGCCAUUUGUCUGUCGUCACGCUGGCUUCCAAGCUCAAGUGCAUCCCGUACUCGGUGCUGCUGGAGCAGCUGCAGUUGAAGAACGUGCGCCAGCUGGAGGAUUUGGUGAUUGAGGCCGUGUAUGCGGACGUACUGCGGGGGAGCCUAGACCAGCGCAACCAGCGGCUAGAGGUGGAUUACAGCAUUGGGCGGGACAUCCGCAGGGAAGAGCUCAGCGCCAUCACCCACACCCUGCAGGAAUGGUGCCAAGGCUGCGAAGUUGUCCUUUCAAGCAUUGAAGAGCAAGUUAGCCGAGCCAAUCAACACAAAGAGCAGCAGCUGGGUCUGAAGCAGCAGAUUGAGAGUGAGCAGGUGGCAAAUCUGAAGAAGACAAUUAAGGUGACGACGGCAGCAGCUGCAGCAGCAACAUCCCAGGAUCCUGAGCAGCACCUGUCAGAACUCCGAGAACCGGCUCCGGGUACCAACCAGCGCCAGGCCAGCAAAAAGGCUUCCAAGGGCAAAGGGCUCCGAGGCAGCGCAAAGAUCUGGUCAAAAUCAAACUAGCAGGAUUGCUGACUGGGGAGGACGAACAGGUGUUCCCAUGUUUGGUGCUUUCUUCUCCAACCCAGAUGUCUUCUGUACAACCCGUCCCCCUCACCCCCCAUCUCUCACUCUCUCUCUCUCUCUCUCUCUCUCUCUGUGUCUUACAUAGGGUUCUUCCUUCACAUUUUUCUCUCCUGGUAUGUUCAGCUACUCUCUGAUUCUCUCAUGUAACCCUUUUCACACCUUUUCUGUUGGGACUAUCACCAGCUUUUUAAUUUCUUUUUUGCCUUGUCUCUCUUUGUCUCCCCCCCCCCCACCGAUCCCCAUCCUCUUGGGGGCAUUUUAAAGAGCCAUAAAAUGACGUCUGCUUCAAUUACAUUUGCACCAACAAAAUAUUAUGGAAGCCUGGGUGGAAAUGAAUCUGGUACCAAGUAGCCACUGAGUUCUGCGCGUGAAUCCUGGGACAUUUGCACUGGGACACAGCUUGACAUCUCAAUUUUUUUUGCUUUGCUGGGAUCAGGGGAGUGGAGGGUGGGUGAGUGUGUGUGGGGUGGGUUGUUUUUAAAAAAUAGUAUAAAUAUAUAAAGCAAUUUAAAAGAAUAAAUCUAUGGACAUAUCUACAGAA